UCGAAAGGCAUGUUUUUUUUCGCUGUCAGAACAUUUUGGACUUAAUUAUGGGCAAUCCUCACGAGCUAUUCGAAGAGGCCGCUACGGUGGUUGCGAACAGCGGGCUGCACCUGAGCCAAGAGCAGAAAUUGAAGUUGUAUGCGUUGUAUAAACAAGCGAAUGAGGGGCCUUGUCGGACUCCGUGUCCAGGGAUAUCGAAUUUUAUUCAAAGAAAAAAAUGGAAAGCAUGGAACGCUUUGGGGAACUUAGACAGGGGGGACGCGAUGAAGCAAUACGUUGAGCUUGUACGCCAGGUGGUUUCAGGCUGGAAUUGUCAAAAUCCACAGGAUGCAAUAGAAACGAUGGACAAGGGACUGGGGCCCAGAGUGAGCAUUUGCGCGAGGGAUUUCGAAGAUGACGUGCCCGUUUCGAUAUGCGACUGGGCUGUAGAGGGAAACGAAGAGAAGGUCAGAGAGUUGCUCGAAUCCGGAUGGGAUGUGAAUUGGCAGGAUGAGAGCAAGAGAAGCGCGCUACACAUGUCGAUCGAUCGAAAUCAUCUGAGUUUAGCAAAGUUUUUGAUUUUUUCGGGCGCUGACGUCAAUUUGCAGGACUCUGACGGUUUGACGCCGCUGCACUAUGCGUGCAUAUGUGAGUACGAAGGUGCCAUAAGGCUGCUUCUAGAAAACAAGGCUGAUAUCAAUAUCAAAAGCCGAAGCCAAAAGGCGCCACGUGAUCUGUAUGAUUUGUCUGCUAUAGGGGAAAAAAGCUGAUUGUCUGCGGGAGCUGCAAAGAGGAAUAUAAAAAG
Messenger RNA from Schistocerca gregaria, 784 nucleotides. Its product is annotated as acyl-CoA-binding domain-containing protein 6-like. The coding region runs from base 48 to 749 and encodes 233 amino acids. Gene Ontology annotation, molecular function: fatty-acyl-CoA binding; protein binding. The transcript has 4 exons. Lineage: Eukaryota; Metazoa; Arthropoda; Insecta; Orthoptera; Acrididae. The record is from RefSeq and is a predicted model, not a curated record.